AUACAUAAGAUUUUACCACAGAAGCCAAAGCGAGCCGCGUCCCGACUGCCUCCGCAAAAAAAGACAGGCGCAAAUACGUUCCUGUUGUUUGCUGCGCCCGCCCGCCCCUCUCACCGGAUGAUAUUGUCCGCAUAGGAUUACUGCAGUCAUGCUUCUCCAAUGUGCAAGAGACUUAUUAAAAACUGCAUGCCUCAAUCUCCAUUGUUCCCAAGUACACCAGAGUUUAAGAGUCAUUAAAAGAUGUCUGAGCACCGGGACAGCUCUUCACGACCGAAGGAGAGUGGUUGUCACAGGUGUAGGAUUAGUGUCUCCUCUUGGGGUGGGAGGCCAGUUGGUAUGGAACAAUCUGCUCCAGGGAAACUGUGGGAUUGUUGCUCUUGAAGAGGAGGAAUAUUCUGCUGUUCCAUGUAAAGUGGCUGGCCGUGUCCCAAAGGGAAUGGAUGAAGGUCAAUUCCAUGGAGAAAACUAUGUGUCAAAGUCAGAAAGCAAAGCCAUGUCUUCUGCCACUCUCAUGGCCAUAGCUGCUGCUGAUCUGGCACUGAAAGACUCUGGCUGGUAUCCACAAUCUGACCUGGAUUGUUUAAAUGCUGGUGUGGCAAUAGGAAUGGGAAUGGUUCCACUGGAGGAGAUUUCUGAUACGGCCUCGAUGUUCAAAACAAAGGGUUACAACAAAGUCAGCCCGUUCUUUGUACCAAAGAUCUUGAUCAACAUGGCAGCGGGUCAUAUUAGUAUCAAGUAUCAACUGAAAGGACCCAACCAUGCUGUAUCAACUGCUUGUACUACAGGAGCACACGCUGUGGGAGAUGCCUUUCGGUUUGUAGCCUACAGUGAUGCUGAUGUCAUGUUGGCUGGAGGAACAGAGGCUUGCAUUAGCCCCUUGUCUCUAGCCGGAUUUGCUAGAGCUAGAGCACUGAGUACUAGUUUCAACUCAAGCCCCAAACUGGCUUGCCGGCCAUUCCAUUCCCUGAGAGAAGGCUUCGUCAUGGGAGAAGGUGCUGCAGUUUUGGUUUUAGAAGAAUAUCAGCAUGCCGUACAGAGGGGAGCUAAAUUGUAUGCGGAGGUUUUAGGCUAUGGACUCUCCGGGGAUGCUUGCCACAUAACAGCUCCUAAUGCAGAUGGAGAUGGUGCCUUCAGAUGUAUGUCUGCAGCAAUAAAAAAUGCUGGAAUUUGCCCUGAAGAUGUAACAUACAUCAAUGCUCAUGCCACCUCCACUCCACUAGGAGAUGCUGCAGAGAAUCAAGCUAUUAAAAGACUCUUUAAAGAACAUGCCUAUUCCCUUGCAGUUUCCUCAACAAAAGGAGCAACAGGUCAUCUGUUGGGUGCUGCGGGAGCUAUUGAGGCAGCCUUUACUGUUUUUGCUUGUUACUAUGGAAUUUUGCCACCUACUCUAAAUCUGGAUCAGACCAAGCCACCAUUUGACCUCAACUACGUUCCACUAGUACCCCAAGAAUGGAGAAGUGAAAAACGCCGUAUUGGUCUCAGUAAUUCUUUUGGCUUUGGGGGAACUAAUGCAACACUGUGUUUCGCUAAUAUUUAGCUUCAUGCAUCUGUAUAUGCUGUUAUUCCCUUCUAAUGGUCAACAAAUACACAAACACACACACACACAAAAUUGUAAACUUCCAUGUUGCUGUUCCCUCAUUCAUUGAGGGUCUUGGUCCUGAAUCUGAUUCAUGUAAUAAGUUGUUCUUGAUGUUGUUUGCUUUCAGAUAUUGAAUGAUGAGAUGUUUGAUCUUUUCUAUUCCAUUGGAUCAAUAUUUUAGUCUAUAGACCCUUCUGCCAAAUGAAAUUAUGGAGCCAGAUCUAUGAAAAAAGUCUGUAACAGCAUGACAUAAUUUUUUGGUACAUUGGCCAAAUGUCCAGUUAGCAAAUAUACUCUUUCACUAAUCUGAA
Messenger RNA from Sceloporus undulatus (fence lizard), 1890 nucleotides. RefSeq names its product 3-oxoacyl-ACP synthase, mitochondrial (gene OXSM). The coding region runs from base 149 to 1537 and encodes 462 amino acids. The record is from RefSeq and is a predicted model, not a curated record. The transcript has 3 exons. Gene Ontology annotation, molecular function: 3-oxoacyl-[acyl-carrier-protein] synthase activity. Gene Ontology annotation, biological process: fatty acid biosynthetic process. Lineage: Eukaryota; Metazoa; Chordata; Lepidosauria; Squamata; Phrynosomatidae.